Molecule: messenger RNA, 2439 nt
Organism: Phlebotomus papatasi
Lineage: Eukaryota; Metazoa; Arthropoda; Insecta; Diptera; Psychodidae
Product: SKI/DACH domain-containing protein 1
Exons: 8
Coding region: 446-2254 (602 amino acids)
Source: RefSeq, a predicted model, not a curated record
AGUGUGAAAGUUGCUCUCGCACAAGAAACACCCCUCGAGAGUGAUAUAAAAAUCAACCAACUGUUUCAGAUGCUUUCCCACAUAAUUUUCUGCACCAUAAAUUCAUAUUGAAUUCUAUCAUAAGUGAAAAUCCAUUGAGUGUUGUGAAGUGGGUGAGAAAAUAUUGACAAGAAAGAUUUCAUACGAUGUACUCAUCUUAUUUUAUUAAUUGAAGUAUUAUUAUUUGGGAAUGAGAACAACCUGAUGUAUUCACAACGUUUGACAAAAACUUUUUGAAGUUCAGUGAAACUGUCAAGAUAAAACAGAAACUCAACACAGCUUACAAGUCUCCUGGCACAAGAAUCCCACGAAUGACACACAAACAGAGACACAGUCUGGGAGAGGUGCAGGAGCGAGUGAUCCGGAGGCGGCUGUGGUAGUGGCACCUCCGGCCCCAGCAAGUGGAAUGCCGAGCACGCGUGGCUCCUCGCAAUGGCAGCCACGGACGAAGCCGUCAAUGGGGCCCGUGAGGAGGGCCUGUCCAGCAUCCGGAGCCACGUUCAAUGUCGAGGUCGGGCGGGCAAAAAUGACCUCCCGAUGCUUGUGGCAUGCAUGUCGCGCUCUUGCUUUGGGGAUUGUAUUAAUGCUUUUAGGCGCCGGAAUGGCAACAAUAGGAUACUAUGCAGAUCAUUUAUCAAUUGGCCAGGAGGUUCGUGGUAAUGCCACUAUUCGUGUCAGAAACGAAUCCAGAGGAUUUCAUCUCAAUAAUUUGUCAUAUGUUGGUCCAAUUGUCAUGGGAUUUGGUGGAUUCAUCGUCGUGGCUGCGUGCGUGAUGACUUUCGAGGCUCGCGAUUCGGCGGCAAAGGUAGUCCCAGCACGCUUCAAAAUGGGCGGGAGCGGUUCAAUGGGUGGCAGUCGGAGCAACGGCCGAAGUGCUUCAUCCUCACGACGCACUACAGGGGUGGUUCCGACACCCAGUGGUCCACCUUCUGUACAGAAUCGCUGGGAGCAGAAUAUGGGACUUUUCAGAACGGCUGGAAGUAGUGGCGAAAAAGCACCGAAUCGUCAGGCUUUAACAGCAGCUCUCAUUCACUUUUCUAAAACUUUGCGAUCGCCUGAAGUGUCUUCGCCAAAGAAGCCACGAAAAGUUAGUCGAAGUGGAAGUGUUCCAAACUUAGCUGAUCAUCAUCAUCACCGUCAUCAUCACCAUAGGUCUCCAAAGAGCAAGACAUCACAUCGACGUUCGCGCAACAGCAGCCUCGUUCAGCGUCCCACGCGGGAGUCUUCCGGUGAGCGCUUCCUACAUCCAGGAAUGCUUCAGUACCAUCGUCAAGCACUCUCUGUGGACGAUGGUAAACCCUAUGGUCGUCGUGAGAGUGGAUCUGAUUCUUACCAAGGUUCCCAGUCCUCAGUGGAUCGAACUAGAAGAUCAGAUACUGCCAAGAAGCAUGUUCUGGCUCGUCAGAAACCAAUUGAGAAGGAGGAAGGAUUUCAAAGUCCAAGAGUAGGAUAUACUUCCGGACGAAGAAGAAGCUCAACGACUUCAGAUGCUUCGGCAGCUUCUAGGCGUACCAUAGCUAGAAGAGCCUCCUCAACUUCUCGAACUCCCAGCAUGGAUUCUCGGAGUGUACACAGCCCAGAUAGGAGUCCACGGACUCCCCAUCGAGUGGUCGCCCAAAUAUCCACACCGUCAGUUGAGCGUGAUUUCCGGAGUCAAUUAUCGAUCUCAUCUGAACCGAUGAGGGUAUUGUCCUGUCAAUCGAGCAUUGAUCCAUGUGUUCCGGAGGAGAGUCCAGAUCAAGAGGAUAAGGACACAUUUCCCACGGAUCUAAGUGAUUCGUCGGAAAAACAGGGACAACUUCCUAGACCUGAUUCCCUCAUUCUAGAUUGCAAUCAGGAGCCAGUGAGGCAAAAGUUUCUCUAUCGCAGUAAAUCAUCGAAGAGUUUCAAGAGGCCCAAAGCCAAAGCGGCUGCCAAAGAGUUCCAUCAAAUCUAUUUCAUCAGCAGCACGGCUGAGGAUGGGUAUGAUUCCAUUGAAGUGAUUGACGAGCGUCGGAUGAAGAAUUUUGGCACUUCAAUCACAGUCAAUUCCAGCCAAGUAGAGAAAUUGCUGUAUAAUGAGUCCCUGCCCAAGGAGGCUGAGAUGGAAAAACUACUCACUGAUACGAAGCCAGAGUGCAACGAAGGAGAAACAUCAUCUACUUCCCAUGAAAGCAAUAUCAAUCCCAAUCAAAUUACCCUCACGAUUCAAGCUGAGAUUGAGCGUCAAGUCUGAAGUUAAAGUAUAAUCCAGAGAGUGACAAAGAUUGGUGUAUACGGUAAUGCCUAAUUUACAAAUUUAAAUUUCCCUCUUUUGCAACAAUUUUAUCCACAUCGAAAGGAAUGACAAUGGAGAAAACUUUUCUUCACCAGACAAAAUCACACUAUUAAUAAAGUUCCUCACAUUAUAAUUUAACAAAA